GAUAGGAUUGGAGGCUAAUAAAAACUGUCAACUUCCUGUUUGAAACUGAGCGAGAAUUAAAACAGUCUUUGAUUCAUUAUGUCUGAGUGAUGGGUAAAACAAAAGCUUCCCAACUUGGACCACCUCCGAGGUGGUUAGAUUGUCCUAGAAAGGGACAGAUCAUCAUCGAGAAAUUUUUACCAUUCAAGACACCCCUUGAUAGCCGCUAUGACGAUGAUGUGCCAGAAGAAUGUAGAUUUAAUAUUGAUAUGUUGUUGGAGUCCUUAAAAGUUAGCAAGAAGAAACUUGGCUUAUUGGUUGAUCUGACAAAUACUACACGAUUUUAUGACAGUAAAGUGGUUGAAGAGAAGGGAUGUAGAUAUGUUAAAAUGCAGUGCAGGGGACAUGGAGAAACCCCAUCCAGAGAACAAACUGAGGCCUUUAUACAGCUGUGUGCAAGAUUUAUCAACCAGAAACCUCUGGAAAUUAUAGGAGUGCAUUGUACACAUGGUUUUAACAGAACAGGAUUUCUUAUCAUAUCAUAUAUCAUAGAACAGCUGGAUUGGAGUGUUGAAGCUGCAGUGCAGUUAUAUGCUCAGGCACGACCACCAGGUAUAUACAAACAGGAUUAUUUGCAAGAGUUAUUUCUACGCUAUGGUGAUAUAGACGACACACCUGCUGCCCCUCCAUUACCUGGCUGGUGUGAUGAGUCAGAAGAUGGUAUAGAUGAUGAUGGGAAUAUGAUAGCUGAAGACGGGUCAGAUCAGAAUGGGAAGCGAAAAAGAUUUAAGAAAGAGGUUGUGAAAAAGAAUGCAAAGUUUGUUGAUGGUGUUACAAGUGUGAAGCAGGUGACAGAGCAACCUAGAUUGGGAAAUGUUCAACGAAAAGCUCAGGAGAUGUGUGAAUGGAAAGGGUCAGGUUUUCCAGGAUCUCAGCCGGUUUCUAUGGAUAUUGCAAACCUUGACUACCUACGGAAAAAACAAUACAAAUGUAGCUGGAAAGCUGAUGGCACCAGGUUUCUAAUGCUGAUAGAUGGAAAAGAUCAUGUGUAUAUGUUAGACAGAGAUAAUACAGUAUUCCAUGUGCCUAACUUACAGUUUCCUCGUAGAAAAGAUCUGAAUGCACAUAUAGCAGACACUUUACUAGAUGGAGAAAUGAUUCUUGAUACAGUUAAUGGGAAAAAUGUUCCUAGAUUCCUUGUAUAUGAUAUUGUCAGAUUUGAGGGUCAAGAAGUUGGGAAAACUGAUUUCAAUACCAGGAUGCUGUGUAUAAAUAAAGAAAUAGUGGGUGCUAGAAAUUCUAAGAUUCAACAAGGUUUGCUGGAUAAAACCAAGGAACCAUUUAGUGUGCGGGUAAAACCAUUCUGGGACAUUGUUACUGCAAGAAAGAUAUUAGAUGGAGAUUUUGCUAGUCAAGUCAGCCAUGAAGUUGAUGGUUUAAUAUUUCAACCUGUUCCUGAUCCAUAUCACCCUGGUCGAUGUAAAGAUGUAUUAAAAUGGAAACCACCAGAAUUGAAUUCUGUUGACUUCAAGUUAAUGAUUACAUUGGAUGCAGGUGGGGAAGGUAUGCUAAGAACUAAGAGAGCAUAUUUAUAUGUAACAGGGCUGGAUAAACCAUUUUCAGAAAUGAAGUUCUCAAAAGAUUUGAAAGAAUUGGAUAAGAAGAUUAUUGAGUGUUGCUUUGAUCCUUCGAUUAAUAGCUGGAAGUUCAUGAGAGUGAGGACAGAUAAAUCGUUCCCCAACCAUUAUUCAACUGCUGUUGGUAAGUGACAUAUAAGUUGUUCCCCAAC
Molecule: messenger RNA, 1768 nt
Organism: Mercenaria mercenaria
Lineage: Eukaryota; Metazoa; Mollusca; Bivalvia; Venerida; Veneridae
Product: mRNA-capping enzyme-like
Exons: 18
Coding region: 90-1748 (552 amino acids)
Biological process (GO): protein dephosphorylation; 7-methylguanosine mRNA capping
Molecular function (GO): protein tyrosine/serine/threonine phosphatase activity; ATP binding; mRNA 5'-triphosphate monophosphatase activity
Source: RefSeq, a predicted model, not a curated record